Molecule: messenger RNA, 4372 nt
Organism: Hippoglossus stenolepis (Pacific halibut)
Lineage: Eukaryota; Metazoa; Chordata; Actinopteri; Pleuronectiformes; Pleuronectidae
Gene: tmem259
Product: transmembrane protein 259
Exons: 13
Coding region: 1197-3176 (659 amino acids)
Biological process (GO): positive regulation of ERAD pathway; response to endoplasmic reticulum stress
Cellular component (GO): endoplasmic reticulum
Source: RefSeq, a predicted model, not a curated record
CCCAGGGAAAACCGACUCUUCGAAAGACCCGUAUUUCCGGUGUAGUUGUGGUUCCGUCUCCUAUCAGCAGCCGUUAGCUUCAGUUAGCUUUAACUAGCUUCAGUUAGCUUCAGUUAGCUGUGGCAGUUCGGCUCUGACCGGCAGCAGAUUCUCUUUCGCUUUUUUCCGAGGUGGAGUUCGAUCAAUGCGUUCAGUCAUGUCCGGGGCCUGCUAGCUGUUAGCCUCUGUUAGUCGUGUCCCCGGUGCUAACAGUGCUAACAGUGCUAACAGUGCUAACAGCUUGAAGUGCGCUCCAGUCAGUUUGUUGUGAUGAAAACAUCGAGGACGAGACGUUAACAUGUUCCCUCACCUGCGGAGCCAGUAACAGGAUGUUUAUCUGCUGAACCAGAACAGAUACCAGGCCCCGAGGGAACCGGGAGCACCUCAGUCUGCUUCAGUCCACCUUAGUCUGCUUCAGUCUGCUUCAGUCCACCUCAGUCUGCUUCAGUCCACCUUAGUCUGCUUCAGUCUUCUUCAGUCCACCUUAGUCUGCUUCAGUCUUCUUCAGUCCACCUUAGUCUGCUUCAGUCCACCUUAGUCUGCUUCAGUCUGCUUCAGUCCACCUUAGUCUGCUUCAGUGUACUUCAGUCUGCUUCAGUGUCCACCUUAGUCUGCUUCAGUCUGCUUCAGUCCACCUUAGUCUGCUUCAGUCUGCUUCAGUCCACCUUAGUCUGCUUCAGUGUACUUCAGUCUGCUUCAGUCCACCUUAGUGUACUUCAGUCUGCUUCAGUGUACUUCAGUCCACCUUAGUGUACUUCAGUCUGCUUCAGUCCACCUUAGUCUGCUUCAGUCUGCUUCAGUCCACCUUAGUCUGCUUCAGUCCACCUCAGUGUACUUCAGUCUGCUUCAGUCCACCUCAGUCUGCUUCAGUCCUCCAGUCUGGAACCAUCAGAACCAAUAGCUUCUCCUCUGCUGAUCAACAGUAAAAGUUCAGACUCAAACCAGAACCUCAGUGUUUGUGUCCCAGUGCCGUUCACAUGCUCAGAUCAGUCACAUCGAUCAGACUGAUCAGCUGUGGACGUUCAUAGUGUCAUCUGAUCUGAGGUCAGCGUUGGACCCUCACUCCAGGACUCCUUACGGCAGAUAUGCUGACCUAGAAUCAGCCGGAGCUGUGAGAUCAAUCAGUGUGAGCAGUGUUAUCCAGAUCAGAGGUCGUCAUGUCUGAGAACCAGGCCAACAACAACGUCCCUGUAAACAACAACAACAACAUGGGACCCAACAGGAUCCGAAACCCCAACGUCAACCAGAACCCCCUCAUCAAUGUCCGAGACCGCCUCUUCCACGCCCUCUUUUUCAAGAUGGCGGUCACCUACGCCAGACUCUUCCCUCCCUCCUUCAGAAGAGUCUUUGAGUUCUUCGUCCUGCUUAAGGCACUAUUCGUCCUCUUCAUCCUUGCAUACAUCCACAUCGCCUUCUCUCGCUCGCCCAUCAACUGUCUGGAGGCGGUGAGGGAGCGCUGGCCUCGAGAUGGGAUCCUGCGGGUGGAGAUCCAGAGGAACUCCAGCCGGGCCCCUGUCUUCCUGCAGUUCUACGACUCCAGUGGCCUCCAGGAGGUUAUAGAGGCUGAGGAGGAAGAAGGGGUGGGGCUCAGUCUGGCAGCGCUGCAGGAGGAAGAUGACGAGGAAGAGGAGAUGACUCUGGACAUGUUUGACAACAGUUCGGUGCAGUUUGAGCUCGACAUAGAACCUCGUCUGAAGCCGUCUGUGGUUGGAGGAGGAAGAGGAGGAGGAGUAAACGACAGUCAGGACGUAUCGUUCAGUCAGAACACUAAAGUCUGGCCUCAGGAGGAAUACAUCGUGGAAUAUUCUCUGGAGUACGGUUUCCUGCGUCUGUCUCAGAGUACGAGACAAAGACUCAACAUCCCUGUCAUGGUCGUCACGUUGGAUCCCAUGAAGGACGAGUGCUUCGGAGACGGAUUCAGUCGUUUUCUGCUGGAUGAGUUUUUGGGAUACGACGACAUCCUGAUGUCCAGCGUGAAGGCGCUCGCUGAGAAUGAGGAGAACAAAGGGUUCCUGAGGAACGUGGUGUCUGGAGAACAUUAUCGUUUUGUCAGCAUGUGGAUGGCCAGAACCUCGUACCUGGCCGCCUUUGUCAUCAUGGUCAUAUUCACUCUGUCCGUGUCUAUGCUGCUCAGAUACUCUCAUCACCAGAUCUUCGUCUUCAUCGUGGAUCUGCUUCAGAUGUUGGAGAUGAACAUGACCAUCGCCUUUCCUGCAGCUCCUCUGCUCACGGUCAUCCUGGCCCUCGUCGGUAUGGAGGCCAUCAUGUCGGAAUUCUUCAAUGAUACGACCACGGCCUUCUACAUCAUCCUCAUCGUUUGGUUGGCUGACCAGUAUGAUGCCAUCUGCUGCCACACCAACACCAGCAAACGCCACUGGCUGAGGUUUUUCUAUCUGUACCACUUUGCGUUCUACGCCUACCACUACCGGUUCAACGGACAGUACAGCAGCUUGGCCCUCGUUACGUCCUGGCUCUUCAUCCAGCACUCUAUGAUUUAUUUCUUCCAUCACUACGAGCUUCCUGCGAUUCUUCAGCAGAUCAGGAUUCAGGAGAUGUUACUUCAGAACCAGCAGGCGGCUCAGGCUGCCAAUCAGACGGCGCUGCAAGACAACCUGAACAACAAUGACGCCGCCGCUGCAGGACCAGCCCCUGCUGACACAGCCCAACCCCGCCCCCCCAGUACCCCACAGCCCCCGGCCGACCUCCAGCCCCCCCCCCCUUCCUCUCCAGCAGGUGGUGGGGGAGGGGAAGUGAGGUCAGAGCUAAACUGGGUCGCUCACACAGCUGCCAUCAUCUCCGAAGCUUUGUCCUCCUCCGCCCACAACGUCUCUGUCGAGUCAGUCAGUGCAGGAGCGGCAGCUGGAGGUCACGGGGCAGCUGGAGGUCACGGGUCAGCUGGAGAGAUCAGUGUGGUGGCUGAGUUCUGGAUGGGAGGAGUGGGUGAAGGGGGAGGAGGGGGUGAGGAUCCAAACGUCUCAGUAGAAAUUAAAACCAGCGCAGGAGGCGGAGCUGAACCUCCACCAAGCCAUCCAAUAGGAGGGCUGCAGACAGAGGCGGGGCCCCCUCAGACAGACUGCCCCCCCUCACAGAGUUCAGGUACAGACUGUCGACCUCAUCAGACGUCGUCACUGACCUGAGGGUCGUCCGCUCGUCUGACGUCAUCUCACCUGUCGGACACCGUGCCUCCGUUUGUCAUGAUUAAUGAUUGAUUAUCUGACCUUUUAAAUGUAAACAAAUUCCUGACUCAUUGAUCAGUUUAAUUCUGAAUCUGGUUCAGACGUGAUUCAGUUACUAUGGAAACAAAACAUGAAGCUGAGACUAGCCGUUUGUUAAAGUAUCACCAUGGUGACGGUGUAAGAAGCUCACAUUAAAUUAUCACCAUGGUGACGUUGUAACCAAUCAGAGAAACUGUUGUUUUGAGUCUGAACAUGUUGGAUUCUUUUCUAGUUGCUGUUUUUCGUCUUUCAGGCGAAACAAUCGAUCAACAAUUGAAGUAAUUGAUCAUCUGUGAUUUACAAAGAUUUAAUUCAAGUUCUUGUUUGAAACCGAAACAAUGUGUUAUCGAGUGUUCGUUAAGUUUCACGUCUUAAGUACGAACCAAUGGACUUGGAGCUGAGAGGAGGUGACAACAUACUUAACCCGAUGAUCAGUUAUUGAUCAGUGACUGUAUGUUGAUUAGCUCUGGUUCUGACAGAUUGAAGCACAAACUCUGAACUGUGUUGAUUUUUGUUUCCACCUGCUUUUAUUUAGAAGAAAAAGACUUUUAGAAGAGGACGUUUGUUUUGAAGGGUGGAUCAGGAAUUCCUGUCAGAAUCGAUGCCUUAUCAAUAAUAUCUGGACUAUGAACAUCUCAUCGAUGUCAGCAGCAGAGCAAGAUGAUUGGUUGUGCAAUAUGAUGCCGACUGUGUCACACCUCAGGCCCCGCCUCCAGGGAACGAAUCAGUGACGUGAAUGCAUAGCGGUGAAAGACCACGCUGUCUGUGCUGCGUUCAGGGACUGAAGUCAGAACACGCUCGUGUGUUGAGGCACUCCAUGUCUGUUCGUAAUCUUCAUCGCAUCUGGUCUCUAAUAUUCAGCUGUCCUGUGAUUGGCUAUUUCAGAUGUUUAAUCACGUAGUAAACUAAGAACAAAACAUGUUAAUAACAGCCCCACCCAGUGGUGAAGUCUAACACUGACGUGAGCCCGGGUCAGCUGGUUCAGGGACGAGGGGGGCGGGGCCUAAAGUGUGACGUCAGAGACAGACACCGAGGCAAGCUUUCUUCUUUGUGCCUCCGCUGGUCGUCAGUCGUCUGAAACCCAUCGUCUGUUUAACCAGUAAAAUUUCACAUCACGA